AUGUUGCCCAGCUGGGUUCUGGUCGUGUUGGUGGUCUGUGGUGUGGUCAGGGUGACUUUCUCAGAGCCUCAGAAAAUAUCAGCUGAACAAUGCAGAGUGUUGCUGCAGCAGCUGACAACCCGAGUGGAGAAACUGGAGAAAGCGCGUGAGGACAGAGGUAAAUCUCAGGUGGCGUUCUCGGCCUCCCUCGUCACCGCUGAACAGGAAACCCAUCACGGGCCUUUUGACAAUGACACCGCGCUGGUGUUCAAGAGGGUGACGACAAACAUCGGCAACGCUUACAACCCAGACACAGGCGUCUUCACAGCCCCAGUGAAGGGACUCUACUACGUCCGGUUCACCGGGGCAGUUGGAAACUCGGGGACCCUGAACGCAGCACUGCUAAAGAACGGGGAGAACAUGUUCGCAAUCUACGACUCCAGGGGCCCCCACGGCAGCAGCUCCAACAGCAUGGCGCUGGUCCUGGAGGAGGGGGACCGGCUCUGGGUCGUCCUCUGGCCUCGGCGGAGCAUCUUCGAUCGGACUCAGCUCAGCACCUUCAGCGGCUUCCUCGUCUUCCCCAUGUGAGGGAGACGAAGCUCCUGCAGCUGCCAUGGAGACGGUGGAGAAGAUCCAGAUCAAGGUCCUGAACCCAAACACAGACCUAGAUCUUCUAGUUUCUUUACAAAACAUCCAGGAUCACAGGUAGAACCUGAGAGGAGUCAGUCAGGGAGCAAGAUGCAGUUUGAGAUUGUUUUAAUAUCAAAAAUGUGAAAAGUAAUUUCCACUUCAGUGGGACUUUAAGAUGUUUCAUGACAAAACAUUAAAGAUGAAUUGAUCCCCAGUUUGUUUUGAAAAGCUGAGCAGGAAAUAAAGGUUUAAGGUCUGUGGUUA
Messenger RNA from Micropterus dolomieu (smallmouth bass), 873 nucleotides. Its product is annotated as complement C1q tumor necrosis factor-related protein 3-like. The record is from RefSeq and is a predicted model, not a curated record. Gene Ontology annotation, molecular function: protein binding. The coding region runs from base 1 to 567 and encodes 188 amino acids. The transcript is spliced from 3 exons. NCBI's taxonomy places the organism in Eukaryota, Metazoa, Chordata, Actinopteri, Centrarchiformes, Centrarchidae.